AUGUCAACAAAGCAUCCAGAGUCCUUCCGUGGUGACAAGCUUGUCCUGCCCAAAUCGCUGGGGAUCCUGGCAGGAAAUCCACUUAAUGUACACACGCUUCAGCCCUCGAGACCCCCGGGGAGCCGGGAAAUCACGGCGGAACCGCACCGCCACCGGGCGGGAGAGCGGGACCCGCAGCCCCCCCCAGACGCAUCUCGGCACCGCCGCUCCGCUUUUCUUUAUGUUAUUUUUCUCCUCCUUUUUCCCUGUUUUCCCCCGAUUUUCCCCAGUGCUUUUUGCCCUCCCGUGAACUUCGGAAGCUCCGGGGACAUCGCCGGGCCCUGCAGGAUCUGCACCAUCUCCUCCGUUCUGUACCUGCACACCCGGGAAAUGCAGAACCCAGGGCAGAACCAAGGCGUGGCUGAUGUGUGGUCCAAAGGCGUGCGGGAGAGGAGGGAGAGAUUAAAGAAUGGCACCUUGGCUGCGUUCGAUGCACUGGAUGACAGCCUGACCAGCCUCAUGUGGCUCCCGGACUUCUCCAUCACCAGUGCCAGCGUGGGCAAGUCCUCCUGCUGCCUCACUGGGCCGGACCACCAUGACUCUCAGAAGAUCCCCAGCUUUGCUGCCCCGUGCUCACCCCUGGCCGCUGACCUGGCGUGCAUGGGCAUGUCCCACACCCCCUGCAAGCCCAUCUCUUCGUCCACCUCCAGGACAGCACACACCACCAUAGCCUUGAACCCCCAGUUCAGGGAGGACAUCGACUUCAAGACCAACCCACAGGUCAAGCCGCCCUAUUCCUACGCCACCCUCAUCUGCAUGGCAAUGGAAGCCAGUGGGAAACCCAAGAUCACCCUGGCUGACAUCUACAAGUGGAUCACUGAAAAUUUCUGCUACUUCAGACAUGCUGAUCCCACCUGGCAGAACUCCAUCCGGCACAACCUCUCCCUGAACAAGUGCUUCAUCAAGGUGCCUCGGGAGAAGGGGGAACCAGGGAAAGGGGGGUUUUGGAAGCUGGACCCCCAGUACGCCGACCGGCUCAAGCACAGCGCCUUCAAGAAGCGGAAAGUGCCCCCGGUGCAGAUCCACCCCGCCUUCACCAAAACCACCCAGCAGGAUCCACCCUGUACCCCCAGCUCAUCCCCUUCGGUCUGCACCUCCAGGAACAUCCCCAACACCCACACGGAGUCACAGCAGCUGCUGAAGGAGGUUGAGGAACUCACCAAGAGCCAGAGCAUGAAUCCAGGGGGUGCUGAAGUGGGGUGCAAGCGCAAGAAGCCCCUGCCCAACCAAACGGCCAAGGUAGCUCGUGUGUGCAGCUCUCCCUUGCUGACCCAGGAGGAGCAGACGGAGCUGGGGUCCCUCAAAGGUGACUUUGACUGGUCAGCCAUCUUUAAUGCCAACAUCAGUGAAACCUUACCAGCUUUUGAAACUCUGGAGCUGCCACCUCCAAUCGGCCCCAUUACAGCUGAUGUGGACUUGGAGGCACAGGGCCCCAUCGACUGUCCCCAGGGGCAGGAGCAGGCCCUCACUACAUAUAACCAACCCAGCCCAGAACUGGAUGAAGCCUUUCUGGCUGCAGCUUUCUUGGACAACCCCUGGGAUGAAGGCACAAACGACUGCCUCUCCAACUGUGUCAGCAUCAACCAGGUCUUUGAAGCCUGUGACGCUUCUCUGCCAGCAGAGGAGGGCGAAUGCAGCAGCCUCACAACCCUUCUAUGA
Messenger RNA from Neopsephotus bourkii (Bourke's parrot), 1698 nucleotides. Its product is annotated as forkhead box protein J1-like. Bases 1 to 1698 code for a protein of 565 amino acids. The transcript is spliced from 5 exons. NCBI's taxonomy places the organism in Eukaryota, Metazoa, Chordata, Aves, Psittaciformes, Psittacidae. Gene Ontology annotation, biological process: regulation of DNA-templated transcription. The record is from RefSeq and is a predicted model, not a curated record. Gene Ontology annotation, molecular function: sequence-specific DNA binding; DNA-binding transcription factor activity.